Molecule: messenger RNA, 959 nt
Organism: Culex quinquefasciatus (southern house mosquito)
Lineage: Eukaryota; Metazoa; Arthropoda; Insecta; Diptera; Culicidae
Product: ornithine decarboxylase 1
Exons: 1
Coding region: 79-846 (255 amino acids)
Cellular component (GO): cytoplasm
Molecular function (GO): ornithine decarboxylase activity
Source: RefSeq, a predicted model, not a curated record
CUUAGUGGAAGGUCUCAAGGGAUUAGUCGGUUGAAUUGGGUCGUUCGAAGCGGGUUUCGGGACGGGACGAUAGUUACGAUGCGCAAGAUUCGGUACAAUUUGCUCGAGGACGACUCGUCGGUGAAGGACGUGAUCGAGUUGGUGGUAUCGCAAGGACCCAAGGAUGAACCGGUGCACAUCCUGGACCUGGACGACGUCGUGGCCAAGCAUCAAAACUGGCGACGGAAGCUGCCCCGCGUGGAUCCGUUCUACGCCGUCAAGUGUAACGACGAUCCAGCUAUUGUGCAAACUUUGAUCGCGCUCGGAGCUGGCUUCGACUGUGCCUCGAAGGCUGAAAUUGAACUCGUGCUUCAACGGGGUGGAGAUCCGUCCAGAAUCAUCUACGCUCACACGGCCAAAUCGAUUGACUCGUUGGUGUACGCGAAGGCCUGCGGGAUAAACCUGAUGACCUUCGACGGUGAGAUCGAACUGGACAAGAUCAAUCAAGUGCAUCCGGAAGCGUCGUUGGUUCUACGCAUCCGUUACGACUCGGCCAACGCCCAAGUGUCGCUGGGCAAAAAGUUCGGUUGUGAUCCGGAGCAUGAAGCUCCACAACUCCUGCGCUAUGCCAAAUCACUUGGACUGUCGGUGGUUGGGAUAAGCUUCCACGUUGGCUCGGGUAACAGUGAUCAUGAGUGUUUCUACGGGGCCAUCAAGGCAGCCAAAAAGUUGUUCGAUUACGCCCAAUCCCUCGGAUUCGAUCUUCGAUUGCUGGACAUCGGUGGCGGAUAUCCGGGAGAUCACGACAAACCCAUCGACCCGUACGCGACCACCAUCAACGGAGCUCUCCAGCGAUUCUUCCCCUGAAGUCGAAUGUUCGGGUCAUUGCAGAACCAGGAACCUAUUACGUCGCUUCAGCCGUAACGCUGAUCGCAAACGUUCAGUCAAAGCGAAUCGUACGAACGCCCCAGGGAACCGUC